AAAUUAAAUAUUAUCUGUGAAAUAAUUUUUUUUUAAAAUGUUUGACUUUUCUUGGUGGUAUUAAUGAGUAGUUAGACUACAUAAUCUCACACUAAAUAUUUGUUAACAAAAAUUCAUGAAUCGUCAAAUAUUUUUCAUGUGAAAGAUUUAAUAAAUCUAAAACAGGUCAAACUUUUUUCCUAUAUAUAUUUUCUUUAAUAAGAAUUCUUUAUUUGUCCGUCACAUUUUUAUCUUCUCUUAUUUCAUUUUUCGAUCAUUCAUGGCUUCUCAAGAUGAUGAAAAUGUUGGGCCAAAUUCUGAUCAAAAGAAUGAAAAAUCAAUAUGUCGAUAUUCAUUUGAACAAGUGAUCGAAAAACUUGAAGAAAUGUUCAGCAAGAUGUCAGAUCCAGAAAGUGAUGUAAUAGAGCAGCUGAGUGGGGAGCUAGGGCUUGACAUAACACAAGUCAAAAUUUGGUUUGACAACAAAAGAUAUCAGAUUCAGGCUCAAAGAGAUAUGGAAGAACGUGAGAUUCUUCGUUUGGAAAAUGAAAUAUUGCAUGCUGAGAUUUUGCAAAUACAUUCAGAGUUGAACAAUAGGAUUUGUGCUAAUUGCGAUAAUCCUGAGCAAGAACAAAUCCUACAAGACAUGCAAAAUGAAAACGAGAAUGCUACAAUUACAGACGAGAUUACGAUGAUGUUCAAUAUGAUUGAUCAUAUCGAGGAAAUCGCUAAUGAUUACAAUGAUGAUUCGAAUAGCAUAGAUUUGGAGCUCCGAUUGAAACGUAACGAUGAUCCAAAUGGCCCAGAUUUGGAGCUCAGAUUGGGAUGAUGUUCUAUCUGGCAAUUUUUCAAGAAUGAAUUGAAGAUUUGAAACGUUUUAAAGGGUAUUUGAAGAUUGGGAAGCGAAUGAAAAAAGGGUUUAUUAGUGGUAUUCAACCAGUGUUUUUUUAGUAUUCUCUUUUAAGUUAAUCUUGCAAUUAUGUUGAGACUUAGAUUUUAAUUAUCAUAUGCAUAACUAUGUUACUUUUCUUUAUAUAUUUACUUUAUGUUAUG
Molecule: messenger RNA, 1032 nt
Organism: Capsicum annuum
Lineage: Eukaryota; Viridiplantae; Streptophyta; Magnoliopsida; Solanales; Solanaceae
Product: homeobox-leucine zipper protein ROC7-like
Exons: 4
Coding region: 260-808 (182 amino acids)
Molecular function (GO): DNA binding
Source: RefSeq, a predicted model, not a curated record